GAAUGACGAUCCAUUAAAAUAAGAACGGUCACGUGACCAACGAAUAAAUAAUUACCGACACCUGUUCCGUAAUAUCAGAAAAAUACGAUCCUCAUCACUCUCUUUUCACACUUCGAUCACCAUCAAUCUCUGUGCAGUGCUUUCUGCCAUGAAAUCUUCACGAAGAACCCGAUUGUACUCUUCCUCUUCAUCCUACUCCGCCGACACCACCACCACCACCACCGUCACUUACGCCUUCGAAGAUAACAAUUUUAACGCUAAUCCCCAAACCACUUCCACCGAAACCCCUAUCACUUUUCACCUCUCUGAUCGUCAAUCCACCGCUGCUAUUAAGAUUCAAUCAGCUUACAGAUCUCAUGCAAUCCGCAACUUAAUCAACAAGGUAAGAGCCGUCGAUUCCCAAGCCGAUAAACUACAACGACUGAUCCAAAUGCAGGAUACAGUUGAUGCGGUGCGAAGCAACAAUCGGGAACGAAUCAAGAUCAAUGAGGCGUUGAUGAAGUUAUUAUUUACGCUUGAUUCGGUUCCUGGGAUUGACCCGACAGUGAGAGAAUUCAGGAGAAGUGUUAGUCGACGGAUCGUUGGGUUGCAAGAGAUCUUAGACUCUAUAUGUGAAGCAAGAGAGGCGAAUUGGGAUGGGUUUUUGAGGGAUUGGGACGACGUAAUUGUGGGGAUCGAACAAGAGAUUUGUAGAGAGAAAGGCGGAUCUGAUGUUCAUGAAUUUGAGAGAUUUUGCGCAGAGCAUCUAGGGUUUCAGUGCUUACAGAGAUUUCUUCGUCAAUGAGGCGCAGGUGAUGUUUAUUUUGAUUCAGUUUCUACAAAUUGAAUUAAAAUCUAUUUGGCACAUCAAUAUUUUAAACUUACAGAUGAAUUUACAUGUAUAAUGCCAUUAUCCAAUAGAAAUUGGAAGAACUUAGAAGAAAGUUUAUAUAACAUAGCUUAUAUCCUCAGACGAAGUUUUUGUGUAGUCAGAAGCUUUUUGAUUGCGACUUUUGGAUUUUGAGAAGUCCCAAAUUCUUGGGGUAUGUAAUAAAUCAUAUAGGAAUUAGGGUAGAUAUGAUAAAGAUAAAGACAAUGAUGUAAUUCAAUGUCCAAAACUUUAAAGACUUUCAUAAGUUCUGGUUUCUUGAACAAAAGGAAUUUUAUCAUAUAUUUGGAUG
Molecule: messenger RNA, 1160 nt
Organism: Lactuca sativa (garden lettuce)
Lineage: Eukaryota; Viridiplantae; Streptophyta; Magnoliopsida; Asterales; Asteraceae
Product: BAG family molecular chaperone regulator 5, mitochondrial
Biological process (GO): protein folding
Cellular component (GO): plasmodesma
Molecular function (GO): protein-folding chaperone binding
Source: RefSeq, a predicted model, not a curated record